This is a messenger RNA of Drosophila grimshawi, 1583 nucleotides long. RefSeq lists its product as uncharacterized. The transcript has 2 exons. Bases 508 to 1278 code for a protein of 256 amino acids. The record is from RefSeq and is a predicted model, not a curated record. NCBI's taxonomy places the organism in Eukaryota, Metazoa, Arthropoda, Insecta, Diptera, Drosophilidae.
CGGCGAAUUACGUAGGAAAUAUUAAUUUAAUUAGACAACGCGAACAGUUAGAGACUUUUAAUGAAUUAAUAACGGGAUCUAAAAGAGCCGAACGAAAUAGUUCGCAUUGCUUUAGCCACUCUCUUCGUGGUGCACUCUGCUGCAGAGAAAAAGCCGUAAAUAAAGAACUGAAUAUGACCAGUUACUGCUAGUAAACUGCAUGCAAAAGCUGAUUACUUUGGUGUAUCCUCUCCCUCAGCUUCGCCGCUUCGUGUGCCGAGAGCGAGGUGUAUCCGAAGGCACACGAUGGUAUUUGUACCUAAUGAAAAUAAUAUUUAAUUUUAACAGGCAGGUCUCUCUUCGAAGUGCAGCUUUAUGACGAACUUCAGGUAGAUGGGCGUCAAAAAGGCAUCGCUAAUCCGUGCCAGAAAGUUUACCUGCUAACGCAUAUAAAGAGGAUGUGAGUGUGGAAUCGUCGCAAUCGUUAUGUGAUUUUGGCACAGCCAACAAGUUACAAGUUAUUUGACGAUGGUACUUGAGACAGAUGCGCGCCAAGUUGUGAAGAUGCUGCAGGAUAAAUACACCCAUGAGGAAAUCGCCCAUAUGCUCGAGUGUGAUGUGGAAAGCGUGAUGAACUGCUUGACGGAUGAUGAUGCUAAAAUGCCAAAAUUGAAACUGAGACCGCUGCCGCCGAAAGAUGAGGUGGUGAUCAACAGACGGGAUGUGGGGCGACCAAAAGUGUUUGAGAAUCGCAAGUUGGUGGAGCAGCUGCUCAGUGAGCAUCCCCAUUAUACAUCCAUCGAUGUGCAGCGGGAGCUGCUCAACCAGUUCGGCAUCGAGGUCAGUCGUCGCACACUCCAGCGGCGCAUCAGUGAGAUUCGCGCCAAUAUGCUCCAGCCAAAGCAGAAAUUCUUCAGUGCAUACGUGAAGCAGAGGCGCGUGGAAUGGGCUCGUGCUCACGAGGAGUGGACCGUUCAGGAUUGGCGCAACAUCUUCAACAUGGACGACAAUAAGGGGCGAGACGAUGGCUUAACGGCGAAGGAAAUAUUUUUGGACACCUUGGUGGGUCCGGACUGUUCCGAAUGCAAUGAUCUCAAUCUGAUGGAGCAACUGAUGGCCAUUAUUGAGCCGAAAAUACAAACGACGGCACCGCAAAAUGUCUACGAGUUUCGAGCGGUUCUCUACAAUAUUUGGCACAGUGACCAGGAUCUGGUCAACAAGAUCGAUCAGCUCUACGAGACGAUGACUUGGCGGGUGGCGGCCAUCUUAUCGAGCGGUGGAGCAGCAACCGACUUUUGAUAGCCAGUUGGAAUAACGUAUCAUAUCUUGCGAUAGACCAACUUCUAAAUAUACAAAUAAAUAUGUGAUACAAAUAUAAGUUUUCCAUUGUACCAUCGGUUGUUUGACUGAAUUUAAAAAAUUACGUAUCGAUUUCUUUUAAUCGAUUGACUUACAGUCAGAGCAAGGCUGCUACAUGUGGUACAAAUGUUCUUUAUCUUUAUUGUUUUUAAUUUAAGCGCAAUUUUUUGCAAUGUUAAGAAUAGCAGUGCGUGUAGAAAAAACAACUUAAAAUGUGUAUAUACAACAAAUAAAUUUUUUUUAAA